UAGAUUUGAGUGGAAGAUUUUGAAGUAUUUUUUCAGUAGUUUUUGUGAUGUAAGAAGAUGAAAUCAUUGAGCAGUGUAGGGCUUGGUUUGAGCUUAGUUUUUGUUCUUCUGUUCUUAGCAUUGAUUGCGGAGUUGUAUUACAUGUUUUGCUGGAAGAAAUCCGCUUUGAAUCCACAGGAAAUCCAACAGCAACCAUCUCAUCAGGUUCAUCAUCUGCAAUCAAACAAAGAUGUGUUCUUCGAGCCCUAUGACGAUGAUGAUGAUGAUGAUGGCGAUGGGUCACCAAGGUUAUUGUUCACCAUCGUUGAAGAAACAAAGGAGGAUUUGGAGUCUGAGGAAGCUAAAUCAAAGAGAGGGAGGAGCUUGAGUGAUGUGGUGUUCAGUGUUGAAACCCCAUAUUUGACCCCAUUGGCUUCGCCUCCACUUACACAACUAGAGGCUGCUUCUUGUUACAAACACCAUAGAUCAUUCAACCCUUUGUUUGAAUCUUCAAAUGGUAGGGAUUUCAACAUGUCUUCAUCACCUCCUCCAAAGUUCAAGUUAUUGCAAGAGGCUGAGGAGAAGCUCUAAAAUGGUCUUACAUUAAUUGAAGGAGUUGAUGACAAUGGUGAAGAAGAUGGAUCAUUUGUCACAAUUAUCGCAGAUAAGAACAAAAAAACAGGGUU
This is a messenger RNA of Hibiscus syriacus, 665 nucleotides long. RefSeq lists its product as uncharacterized. The coding region runs from base 58 to 570 and encodes 170 amino acids. The record is from RefSeq and is a predicted model, not a curated record. The transcript has a single exon. Lineage: Eukaryota; Viridiplantae; Streptophyta; Magnoliopsida; Malvales; Malvaceae.